Molecule: messenger RNA, 447 nt
Organism: Miscanthus lutarioriparius
Lineage: Eukaryota; Viridiplantae; Streptophyta; Magnoliopsida; Poales; Poaceae
Source: the annotation of a GenBank genome assembly
AUGGCGCAGGUCCGCCCUCUCCGCCUGGCCUUCGCGACGCCCUCCGCCUCUCCCAGCAACGACGCUCCACUCCUCUCUGGCGGCCCGACGUUGCGCCACGACAGCACAGGAGCCCCGGCGCGGCCAAACCCUAGCGGCGCAGCCCGGCUCCGUCACGCCGCCUCCGCUGCCGCCCACCUCGAUGCCGCACCUCGACGAACCGCACGGCUUCCCUCCCCACCCCUGCUGCCAAACUCUGCACGCCAACAAACUCUGCAGCAUUGUUGGCGGACUCCAGUUAAAGAAGGUGUAGGCCAUAUCAGCGCCAGCAGGAAUGCAGUCUUCAGAUUUUUCCAGGAACAUAAUCCUACUAAUAAUUACACAUUUGGAGCCUUGGCUGCACCAUUCUUCGUAUGGCAACAGCAAAGCCUCCUUGGAAUUCUUCCAUCCGGUAAAGGCUCCCUUUGA